AUGGAAGAAACUCCUAUCGAGGAGGAUCAUAAUGUAGACCAAGACCAACAAGAUAUGUUUAAUGAUGAAUUUCAUCCUGCGGACUUGAAUAAUCCUGAUGAUGAAAUUGGAAUAGGUGAAGGUGAAGGUGAAGGUGAAGGUGAAGCUCAAGUUGAAGGGUCGGACCAUGAGAGCAAGUUUCCUCCCACACCUAUAGUUGGUAGUAACAAUCCAUGUGCUUCUCAAACAUCACAUUUUAGACUGAAAAAGGUGAUCAAUUCUCGUAAUGUGUUUUCCUUUAAAUGUUCAUAUCUGGAUUGCAAUUGGUGGCUGAGGUCUGUGAAAUUUACAAGUAGUGACAGGUUUGCCAUUAGAAUCUAUGAAAAGUACCAUAUGUGUGGUUCAGAGCAUCUUACAAGCCAUAAUCACCAUGCCAUGACAAAAGUCAUAGGUAAGUACUUUGAAUAUAGGUUUCCCAAUGGUAAAGGCACAUCCACAAGAGACAUGUCAAAUCAACUCCGCACAGAAUUGGGUCGUAAGGUAAGAUAUUGGAAGAUUUAUAAGGGCAUGGAGCAUGCUAAGUCUAAUGUUAGGGGAACACAUAAGCACGAGUACGCAGUGCUUAAUGCGUACCAGUAUAUGCUUGAAGUUGAGAAUCCAGGAAGCAAGACGACAUUGUCGCUCGAUGAAAAUGGGAGGUUCCAGUACUUCUUUGUAUCAUAUGCUGCUUGGAUAAUUGGUUUUCAAGAAAUGAGAAAAGUAAUAGCCGUUGGUGGUACAUUUCUAAGGAGCAAGUAUGGAGGAGUUCUACUAUCGGCGGUGGCACAAGAUGCCGAGAAUCAUAUAUUUCCAGUGGCUUUCUGUGAGGUGGACAAGGAAUGUGAUGCCUCAUAUGAAUAUUUUUUUCAAAAUAUGAGAUGCUUAGUAGAUGAUACUGAUGAGUUGUACAUUAUCUCUGAUAGGCAUCCAAGUAUUCGAAAGAUGGUUUCGAUAAUCUACCCUGCUUCUCAUUAUGGUUGUUGCAUGAGACACCUUGGGGAAAAUAUUCGAAAUAAAUUUCACAAUUCAAUGGUAGUGUCCCAUUUUUAUAAAGUAGCAAAGUCGUACGAUAUAUGUGAGUUCAAUGACCAUUUCAAUCAAAUAAGAGAUUUGGUACCAAAGGCCACUGAAGCUCUUAAACAUAUAGGAUUUCACACAUGGAGUAGGGCAUUCUGCCUGGGAAAUAGGUACCAUCUCAAUUGA
This is a messenger RNA of Solanum pennellii, 1221 nucleotides long. RefSeq lists its product as uncharacterized. The coding region runs from base 1 to 1221 and encodes 406 amino acids. The record is from RefSeq and is a predicted model, not a curated record. Lineage: Eukaryota; Viridiplantae; Streptophyta; Magnoliopsida; Solanales; Solanaceae. The transcript has 2 exons.